AUGAGUGUCUACACUCUACACUCACCUCUCAACAGCCUCGAUGGCUUGAGCACGCCGCACAUCAUGGUUGGCGUGGCCCUUGUGCUGGUGCUAGGCGUGGUCGCUACUACCGUGGUGCUUUCUUUGCAAAAGUCCAAGUUGGACUGGAAUAAAGGGUUUCUAUCUUAUAUCCAAUUCGCCUAUUCUUGCUUUAUCAAGCCGCAUGAGCGGGAUCGCGAGGGUGAAGCCGGCCAGCAACAUGCGCUGGAGAGCUUCUACCGUGCUCAAGCUUCCGUGUACGAUGCUACUCGCAAGAAGCUUCUCUGCGGCCGUGAGGAUAUGCUUGCAUUGUUGGCUGCGCAGUUGAAAUACCGCCAAUCACAGCAUCAGGUGUCUAAGCCGGUUUGGGUUGAUAUUGGUGGAGGUACCGGCAGCUACAACAUCGAAGCUAUGAACGCCUUCCUUCCCGUCGACAAAUUCUUCUCGCAUGUCUACCUGGUCGAUCUCUCGCCGUCCCUGCUAGAAGUCGCCCGCCAGCGAUUCGAGCGUCUCGGUUGGAAGAAUGUAUCUGUCAUUUGCCGCGAUGCCCGAGAGUUCCGCCUACCAGGGGAAAAUGGCGCUGCAAAUGGCGGUGCUGAUAUCGUUACAAUGAGCUACAGCUUGUCAAUGAUUCCAGACUACUACAGUGUCGUUGAUUCGUUGAACAGUCUGAUGAAGUCCGAUGCUCUCCUUGGCGUUGUUGACUUUUAUGUCCAAAACAUUGUCGAUGUUUCUUGCCGCAACUACACCGGUGGUGUGUUCAACCGCCAUGUCAACUGGAUUGGUCGGGCCUUCUGGCGUGCAUGGUUCGACUUUGACCGUGUCAACUUGGACGCUGCUCGCAGAGACUACUUGGAAUACAAGUUUGGAACUAUCAUUUCGGCUAGUGAGCGAAACUACCUUCUCGGUGGUAUCCCGUACUAUAUCUUCCUGGGUUGCCAAAAGGAUUUCACUUCUGGAAGAUCUAGCAUCGAGAUGCUCAAUGCUUCGUGGACAGAAUCUCCAUACCUAUCUGCCGCCAAACACCGACGAGAGAUGAGCGACGCUGUUGAGAAAGCGACUCCUGAGAUCAAGUCCAAGGCAUACGAGUCGGCGGUAGUCAAUCUCAGCACCAACCUUCCUCUUCCGUCUGCGUUCUAUCAGAACCACCACCAUCGCAUUUACUAUAACGAUCAGCUUACUAAGCACACCCAGUUCAAGGAUGAGUAUAUCUAUGCUUUCAACUGGGAAGAUCCUCGCGUUGAUCAUCGUUUGUUGAACAUCAACAGUGAAGAUGUUAUUUUGACUAUUACAAGUGCUGGUGAUAACAUUUUGGAUUACCUCCAAAAGAGCCCCAAGCGCAUUCAUGCUGUUGAUAUGAACCCUAACCAGAAUCACUUGCUGGAACUUAAAGUCGCUUCUUUCAGAGCUCUUGGGUACAAGGAUGUAUGGAAGAUUUUCGGAGAAGGCAAACAUCCCGAGUUCCGUGAACUUCUUCUUACCAAGUUGAGUCCGCACUUGUCUAGCCAGGCGUUCCAGUACUGGCUCGAGCAAACCGACGUUUUCACUUCUAAGUCAAACAGAGGUCUGUACGAGACUGGUGGAUCCCGCGUUGCCAUUAAGCUGGUCAGGUACCUAUUCACAGUGUUUGGUCUCCGCGAGGUCAACAAUAGAUUGUGCGAGGCCCAUACCUUGAACGAGCAGCGCGAAAUCUGGCCUACUAUCCGCCGGGUGCUGAUUAGCAGGAUACUCAACUGGGCCAUUGUCAAGACCGAAUGGUUUGCCUGGAAAGCCGCUGGUGUCCCACCUCCUCAGCGUAACAUGAUUAUUGAUGACUACUUGAAGCGCAAGGGGUUGAGCGGUGGAAUCAAGAAAAAUUCGGAUGUUAGCGGACGUGCAAUUUGGGAAUACGUCGUCGACACAUUCGACCCUGUGGCCAAGGAUACAUUGAUCAGCAACGACAAUUAUUUCUACUACCUUUGUCUCCAGGGCAAAUUUUCUCGACAAUGCCAUCCCACAUACUUGACUCCUAAAGCACACGACAAGCUCUCAACUCCUGGCGCAUUCGACGGUCUUCGUAUUCACACUGACGGCCUCAACGAAGUCAUUGCACGCAUCACACCCCGUACACUAACCAUUGCAGUGGUAAUGGACUCAAUGGACUGGUUCAACCCAGACGAAGACGCCGCCGCCAAACAAGCCCAAGCAUUGAACCGUGCUUUGAAGAUGGGAGGCCGAGUAUUAUUGCGAUCCGCUAGCAUUGAGCCAUGGUACAUCAAGGAUUUCGAAGCCAACGGAUUCACACCUCGUCGCGUCGGAGCGCGAUUCCCGGGGACAUGCAUUGACCGAGUAAACAUGUACGCCUCCGCGUGGAUCAUAACCAAAACCUCCGAUGUCGACGGCAACAACCCCCGACGCCCAGAACUCAGCGAGCGAUCAAGAUCAAGUAGUGCUGAUAUGGAGACUCUGACCCUUUAA
Molecule: messenger RNA, 2475 nt
Organism: Talaromyces stipitatus ATCC 10500
Lineage: Eukaryota; Fungi; Ascomycota; Eurotiomycetes; Eurotiales; Trichocomaceae
Exons: 8
Coding region: 1-2475 (824 amino acids)
Source: RefSeq, a predicted model, not a curated record